GUGACAUCACUCAGAAAGGAUAUGAAAAGAAAAGGGCAAAGCUGCUGGCUCGUUGUAUUCCACUUAUUCAAGGAAAUCUUUGGAUGGAAAUUGUCUUCACAGGCAAGUUUGUAGACCUGGAAGCUAGGAAAGAAAAGAAGUGACAAGUGUGAUUGGCUCCCCCAGUAGCUGGAUGGCAGCUCUGUAGUGUGCACAGUGAAGCACUGCUCCUCAGCAGAGAAAUUGGCAAAAUUCUAAAAUUUUUUCUAACACCUGGUGCUGACAAAGAUGUGAGGAAAUGGCUCUUGCAUUCAUUGCUGGAGUAGACCCGUGCCUACAAGCAGAGAAUAGAAUCCCUGGUCCUUCUCUGUCUACAGCUAUACCCAAACCACAGAGGUCUCGGCUUACCAAUUCAAGGGAUGAGCGUUUCCGAUCAGAUGUUCACACUGAAGCCGUGCAAGCAGCUUUGGCCAAAUAUAAGGAGAGAAAGAUGCCUAUGCCUUCCAAAAGACGGUCCGUCCUUGUGCAUUCAUCUGUGGAAACCUACACCCCUCCAGACACGUCAUCUGCCUCAGAAGAUGAGGGCUCUUUACGGCGACCCGGGCGACUCACCACACCGCUCCAGAGCCAUCCCAGCGUCGAGCCCUGGCUCGACCGGGUCAUUCAGGGCUCGUCCACCUCAUCCUCUGCAUCCUCCACCUCAUCUCACCCGGGAGGGAGACUCGCUGCCGUGCCCAGCGCCACCACCACUGCACUUGCAGGCCUCUCAGCCCACGCUCAUCUAGCAGAUCUGCACCCUGCACCUCCUGAUGUCACCACUGGGCUUGUGGAACCCUCACACUAUGAGCGUCCUCAGGUGGCUUCUGUGAGAGGUAUUCCUCGGGGGUAUAGCCGGAACAUCCUGGAAACUGCAGAUGGUGUCCCUGUGAACAGCAGAGUGUCCUCCAAAAUCCAGCAGCUGUUGAACACUUUGAAGAGGCCAAAACGCCCUCCUCUGAAGGAGUUCUUCGUGGAUGAUUUUGAGGAGUUGUUGGAAGUUCAACAACCAGAUCCAAAUCAGCCCAAACCUGAGGGAGAUCAAAUGGCAGUGCUAAGAGGGGAACCUCUGGCAGUGGGGACUCCCUGGCCCCCCACUCUACUGGCUGCCCUGCAGCACUGGGGCACAACGCAGCCCAAGGCCCCCUGUCUGACUGCCUUGGAUACCACAGGAAAGGCCACCUGCACCCUCACCUAUGGCAAACUUUGGAGUCGGAGUUUAAAACUAGCUUAUACUCUGCUCAAUAAACUGACUAGUAAAAAUGAACCACUACUUAAGCCUGGAGACAGAGUGGCGCUUGUGUUUCCAAAUAGUGAUCCUGUGAUGUUCAUGGUUGCAUUUUAUGGAUGUCUUCUGGCGGAGUUGGUUCCUGUCCCAAUAGAAGUACCAUUAACAAGAAAGGAUGCUGGCAGCCAACAGGUUGGGUUCCUGCUGGGUAGCUGUGGAGUCACCCUGGCCCUGACCACUGAUGCUUGUCAGAAGGGUCUGCCCAAGGCACAGACUGGAGAGGUGGCAACUUUCAAAGGUUGGCCCCCGCUUUCUUGGUUGGUGAUUGAUGGGAAGCAUCUGGCCAAGCCCCCCAAGGACUGGCACCCUCUAGCCCAGGACACGGGGGUUGGAACUGCCUACAUUGAGUAUAAGACAAGCAAAGAUGGCAGCACAGUAGGGAUCACGGUGUCCCACGAGUCCCUGCUGGCUCAGUGCCGAGCUCUGACCCAGGCCUGUGGGUACUCAGAAGCUGAAACAUUAACAAAUGUAUUGGACUUCAAAAGGGAUGCUGGUCUGUGGCAUGGAGUGUUAACAAGCGUCAUGAACAAGAUGCAUGUGGUCAGCAUUCCAUAUGCACUGAUGAAGGUUAACCCCCUCUCCUGGAUUCAGAAAGUGUAUUCCUAUAAAGCUCAGACAGCACUGGUGAAGUCCCGCGACAUGCACUGGUCUCUUCUGGCUCAGCGAGGUCAAAGGGACGUCAGCCUCAGUUCUCUGCGCAUGCUGAUUGUGGCUGAUGGUGCAAACCCAUGGUCAAUAUCCUCCUGUGAUGCCUUCCUCAACGUUUUCCAGUCCAGAGGUCUGAGACCAGAGGUCAUCUGUCCUUGUGCCAGUUCCCCUGAAGCGCUAACAGUUGCCAUCCGCAGGCCACCAGACCUGGGAGGACCUCCUCCAAGGAAAGCUGUACUUUCAAUGAAUGGCCUGAGCUAUGGUGUGAUCAGAGUUGACACAGAGGAAAAGCUGUCCGUCCUAACUGUUCAAGACGUUGGCCAGGUGAUGCCUGGAGCUAGUGCAUGUGUUGUGAAGGUCGAAGGCACUCCUUACCUUUGUAAAACCGACGAAGUUGGGGAGGUCUGUGUCAGUUCCAGUGCAACUGGGACCGCGUACUACGGAUUGCUUGGAAUCACAAAGAAUGUUUUUGAGACUAUCCCGGUCACUGUGGGAGGAGCUCCUGUCUCUGAGCGGCCUUUCACCAGGACGGGCCUGCUGGGCUUCAUUGGGCCUGAUAACCUGGUCUUCAUUGUGGGCAAGCUGGAUGGGCUGAUGGUUGUGGGAGUCCGAAGACACAGUGCAGAUGACGUUGUGGCCACCGCCCUGGCUGUGGAGCCCAUGAAGUUUGUCUACAGAGGCAGGAUUGCUGUGUUCUCUGUGACCGUGUUGCGUGAUGACAGGGUUGUCUUGGUGGCUGAGCAACGGCCAGAGGCAUCUGAAGAGGACAGCUUCCAGUGGAUGAGCCGAGUGCUCCAGGCCAUCGACAGCAUCCAUCAGGUAGGGGUGUACUGCCUGGCCUUGGUUCCUGCCAACACCUUGCCCAAGGCUCCUCUUGGAGGGAUUCACAUUUCUGAAACCAAACAGCGCUUUCUGGAAGGGACACUGCACCCAUGUAAUGUGCUGAUGUGCCCUCACACCUGUGUCACCAACCUCCCCAAACCACGUCAGAAACAGCCAGAGGUUGGACCAGCCUCAAUGAUCGUUGGGAAUCUGGUUGCUGGGAAGAGAAUUGCCCAGGCCUCUGGGAGAGAGCUGGCCCACCUGGAGGACAGUGACCAGGCUCGGAAGUUCCUCUUCCUGGCUGAUGUGUUGCAGUGGCGGGCUCACACUACUCCUGACCAUCCGCUGUUCCUGCUGCUGAAUGCCAAGGGCACAGUCACCAGCACUGCCACCUGUGUCCAGCUGCACAAGAGGGCUGAAAGGGUGGCAGCUGCUCUGAUGGAGAAGGGGAGACUGGAUGCUGGGGAUCAUGUGGCUUUGGUCUAUCCCCCAGGGGUAGACCUCAUUGCUGCAUUCUAUGGCUGCCUGUAUUGUGGCUGUGUGCCUGUUACUGUGAGGCCUCCACACCCCCAGAACCUAGGUACCACUCUGCCCACUGUGAAGAUGAUUGUAGAGGUCAGCAAGUCUGUUUGCGUUCUCAGCACCCAGGCCAUCACACGGCUGCUCAAGUCCAAGGAAGCAGCCACUGCUGUGGAUAUCAGGACCUGGCCAACCAUCCUAGAUACAGAUGACAUACCAAAAAAGAAAGUAGCUAGCAUUUUCCGACCACCCUCUCCAGAUGUACUUGCCUACCUGGACUUCAGCGUGUCAACCACUGGGAUCUUGGCAGGAGUGAAGAUGUCUCAUGCAGCCACAAGUGCCUUGUGCCGCUCCAUAAAGCUGCAGUGUGAACUGUACCCCUCUAGACAGAUUGCCAUCUGCCUGGACCCCUACUGUGGCCUGGGCUUUGCAUUAUGGUGUCUUUGCAGUGUCUACUCAGGACACCAGUCAGUGCUGGUGCCCCCGCUGGAGCUGGAGAGUAAUGUGUCCCUGUGGCUGUCAGCUGUCAGCCAGUAUAAGGCCCGAGUUACCUUCUGCUCCUAUUCGGUGAUGGAGAUGUGCACCAAGGGCCUGGGCACACAGACGGGUGCCCUCCGCAUGAAAGGGGUGAACCUGUCAUGUGUGCGCACCUGUAUGGUGGUAGCUGAGGAGCGACCCAGAAUCGCACUGACACAGUCCUUUUCCAAGCUCUUCAAGGACCUGGGCCUCCCUGCUCGUGCUGUGAGCACCACUUUUGGGUGCAGGGUCAAUGUAGCCAUCUGUCUCCAGGGCACAGCUGGCCCAGACCCCACAACUGUCUAUGUGGACAUGCGGGCCCUACGCCAUGACAGGGUUCGUUUGGUAGAACGGGGUUCUCCGCAUAGUCUGCCAUUGAUGGAGUCUGGAAAGAUCCUCCCUGGGGUAAAGGUCAUCAUCGCACACACUGAGACCAAAGGGCCCCUUGGAGACUCACACUUGGGUGAGAUCUGGGUGAGUAGCCCACACAACGCCACUGGGUACUACACAGUCUACGGAGAGGAGGCCCUUCAUGCUGACCACUUCAGCGCCCGGCUGAGCUUUGGAGACACUCAGACCAUCUGGGCAAGGACAGGCUACCUUGGCUUCCUGCGCAGGACCGAGCUUACUGAUGCCAGUGGAGAGCGACACGAUGCACUGUAUGUUGUUGGUUCUCUGGAUGAAACACUCGAGCUGAGAGGGAUGCGAUACCACCCCAUUGACAUCGAGACCUCUGUGAUCCGAGCACAUAGGAGCAUCGCAGAAUGUGCCGUGUUCACCUGGACCAACCUGCUUGUGGUGGUGGUGGAGCUGGAGGGGCUGGAACAGGAUGCCUUGGACCUGGUGGCGCUGGUGACGAAUGUGGUGCUGGAGGAACACUACCUGGUAGUGGGUGUCGUGGUCAUUGUAGACCCUGGUGUCAUCCCUAUCAACUCUCGGGGCGAGAAGCAACGCAUGCACCUGCGGGAUGGCUUCCUAGCUGACCAGCUGGACCCCAUCUAUGUGGCCUACAAUAUGUGAAUGCAACUGGACAGACCUGAGCCUGGGCACCAGGGAAGGAGGUGCUGCACCAAUCCCCACCCCGGGAGAAGGGGCCCAUGCCUCCUCAGCACUGCGUUUACCAACCGCAACAGUACCCAACUCCAACUCUCACUUUAGAAAGUACUUCCUUACAGAAGUAUUUUAGAUCAGCCAAGUACAUUUUAAAAAAUCCCUGGAAGCCAGAAAAAAUGGGAUGACUGGGAAGGAGAGCAAAGGCCUGGCAUGGCACUAUAAGGAGUCACUGCUUACUGUAGCCAUUCUCUGCUGUACUGCAAGCUUGCACUUUUUUAGGCUAAAGUUAUAAUAUCUAAUUUUUGAAGUUCAAUGGGGCAUCCCUAUUUGAAAUGACAGGGUCAUACGUAGGAUCUAUGCUGGAGAGAACUGCAAGGCCACAGCCCACACAGCUGCCUCACUUCUGAUGUACAACCAGCAAGUGUGAUGGAAAGAGGGCUGCCUCACUCUCAGUCCUUCUUCUUUGCCAGUUUCAUUAUUGAAACAGGUGUCUCAGUUGUUUGCAUAUGUUGUCACUCAUACUCGUAAGUGCCAUUUUGGACUGCCAAGUUAUUAGAUUGUUUCAGAAAGAAACCAGCAUUUGGUUUAAAACCACUCCUGUUUAUAACUCAAAGCUAUUUAGUUAAACUGCUAAUUUUCAUAAUGUCACAUGUUAAUUCUUCUCAUGGACAUGUACUGAAUUAUUACUUUCAUUUCAGGUGAGCAGAUCUGAAAGCUGGAGUGGCAAUCUAAGGCCUGCAGCCUGUGUGCAGUCUGUGCCUCCUGCACCAGUGGACUGCACUGGGGUGGCCCCAGCCUCAUUGGCCUUUGCACUUUGAGUUGUAUGCCUAUAAAAUAUGGCCAAAACAUUUUCACUUACUUUAUUCAAAUAUAGGUUAAUCUGAGUGAUAUAGUAUUAUGCUGAACCUGAAUCAAAGAAGAGAAUAUAAAAUCCUUUAAAUACAUCUAAGGAUUUGAAGUCUAGCAUGAAUCUAAGAGAUUAUUUUUAUAUAGCUAAUUAAAGAAUGUGUUAUGAAGUUUUGGGGUUUGGGGGAGAUAGAAGGUAAAGAAGUGUAUGAAUCAUGCAUGUUUCCCAGAAAUAGCCAGUUGGUUUUGAAAAUUGGCCUGAAUCAGUGCCUAAUAACCUGCUAUCAGUUCUUCACAGUGAGUCCAGCUGCCUGGGCCAACUCCUUUUUUCCUGUCUGUCGUCUGGCUCAGGUAGCACUGUGCGUAGUAGUGCUGUUUGCCCAUGGUGUUGAACUGUGGUUUAGUGUGUGCAGCAUUCUGGAAGUCUAAUGAUCCUAUUGUAAUUAUGUACAGACACUUGUGUAACUUAUUAUUUGGCAUCCAGAGGUUUCAGCAGUGGAUUAAUAGAUGUUCUUUACAAUUGAAUGAUUGAGAAGGGAACAAAACUACCUAACCCAUUCUCAAUGUUGUAGUUUUAUAGCAAACAAAAAUUGGGAGCUUUUUGUAGUAAAAGGCCAAUGGCAGUAAGACAAGGUAUCUGCUAAGUUAAGACUUAAGAAGUAUAUUAAAAUGUUUUAAGACUACUCUCUCUGGGAAUUCUGUAUAUCACACUAGUUUUUUUAUAUUGGUAUGUUAAUAAAAGCUAUUAAAUUGUUUGUA
Perognathus longimembris pacificus (Pacific pocket mouse) is the source of this 6466-nucleotide messenger RNA. It is a transcript of the gene Dip2a, whose product is annotated as disco interacting protein 2 homolog A. Gene Ontology annotation, cellular component: cell surface. The record is from RefSeq and is a predicted model, not a curated record. Bases 278 to 4828 code for a protein of 1516 amino acids. NCBI's taxonomy places the organism in Eukaryota, Metazoa, Chordata, Mammalia, Rodentia, Heteromyidae. The transcript has 39 exons.